GGUAAAACAAUAGGUUUCCAAUAUGUCUGCGUCCUGUGUCAACAUUGCAAUGUGAAGCGUACUGUAAUCUGGUUUCUCAAGAGAGCAAAGAUUAGAUUAGUCAGAGGGGUUACAUUGUCAUUUUAAAUUCCCCCGUGGCCACGACUGUCCAGGACAGAUUGAAACAGUUAUAUAAGUGCAGUCGUUGUAAACAAGGUGUUGUGAUUUCAAUAGAAACGCAAAUUUGCUCAAGGAAGUUUUCAUUACAGGUCGUUAACAAUAGCGCUAACAGCACUCUUCUGGGAUUGCGCUUGAAGGACCAUGCUAGCAAGCAGGCGGGUUGUGUUCACUUUAAAACACUUCAGAUUAAAGGCUGUGUGCAGAAAUGUCACGACGUCGUGGUCGCCGGUGGAAGCUGCUUUCAAUGCAAGGCAACACAGAAAACUGGAUCUCCUUGGGAGAAAUGUGGGUCUGUUUAGAGUGCCGGAGCUGACCUCCCCGGCAGGGUUUGAGAAAGCCCAGGAGAAAGCUCUGGAAGAAACCCAGCAGCUGGUGCAAAGAGCAUGUACCAUCUCCCCGGGACCGCAGACGGUGCAAACAUUCGACCAGCUCUCGGACAGUUUGUGCAGAGUUGCUGACUUGGCAGAUUUUGUUAAAGUGGCACACCCAGACCCUGCAUUCCGAGAAGCAGCGGAGAAAACCUGCAUAGAGAUCGGCACUGCGGUGGAGAAGCUGAACACUAAUGUAGACCUCUGUAAGAGUCUGAAGGACCUGCUGGACAACAAAGAUGUUAUGGAUUCCUUGGACCCAGAAACAAGGAGGGUGGCUGAGCUUUUUAUGUUUGAUUUUGAGAUCAGUGGAAUUCAUCUGGACAAAGACAAGCGUAAAAGGGCAGUCGACCUGAAUGUUAAACUCUUGGAUCUAAAUAAUGAGUUUCUGGUGGGCUCUCACCUCCCAAACAGAAUUGAUAAAAAAGCUUUACCAGAUCACAUACGCCACUGCUUCGCACUCGACGGAAACUACAUACAGAUCGGCGGGCUGCACGCAGACGCACCGGACGACUUGGUGCGGGAAGCUGCUUACAAGAUCUUCCUGUACCCGAACCCGGAGCAGCUGAGCUGCCUGGACGAGCUGCUGAGCUGCAGGCGUGAGCUGGCACAGCUGGUGGGGUAUCGCUCCUUUGCACACAGAGCCUUGCAGGGAACCAUGGCUAAAACCCCAGAGACUGUAAUGGAGUUUCUUGAAUUGCUGUCUGAAAAGCUUACGGACAGAGCAGCGAAGGACUUUGGCAUGAUGAGGGACAUGAAGAUGAAACUGAAUCCAGAAAAUGCAGAACUCAUGCCUUGGGAUCAUCCAUACUACAGCGGAGUCCUGCGUGCCGAGAGGUAUAACAUUGAACCCAGCCUGUACAGCCCCUUCUUCUCGCUGGGAGCCUGUAUGGAAGGAUUGAACAUGCUAUUCAGCCAGCUCCUGGGUGUGUCUUUCCAAGCCGAGCAGCCUGAGAGAGGGGAGGUGUGGUGCGAGGAUGUUCGGAAGCUGGCUGUUGUCCAUGAAUCCGAGGGAUUGCUGGGGUACAUCUACUGUGACUUCUUCCACAGGCUUGACAAACCUCACCAGGAUUGCCAUUUCACGAUCCGCGGAGGGCGAUUGAAGGAGGACGGGGAGUACCAGCUCCCCGUGGUGGUCCUCAUGCUGAGUCUGCCUCACCCGACGAAGAACUGUCCCACACUGCUGACUCCCGGCAUGAUGGAGAACCUCUUCCAUGAAAUGGGGCACGCCAUGCAUUCCAUGCUGGGCAGGACCCGCUAUCAACAUGUGACAGGAACCAGAUGCCCCACAGACUUUGCAGAGGUCCCUUCCAUUCUGAUGGAAUAUUUUGCAAGUGACUAUCGGGUGGUGAAUCAGUUUGCAAGACACUAUAAGACAGGACAGCCACUUCCCAAAAGCAUGGUUUCUCGCUUAUGCGAGUCCAAGAAAGUGUGCGCUGCUGCCGACACCCAGCUCCAGGUUUUCUAUGCAGUCCUGGAUCAGAUCUACCAUGGGCAACCCCAUCAAAGCAAAUCAACCACCGAGAUUCUUCAGGAAACCCAGGCGCUAUUUUACGGCUUGUCGUACGUUCCUAAUACAGCAUGGCAGCUCCGGUUCAGCCACCUCAUUGGAUACGGUGCCAAGUACUACUCAUACCUAAUGUCUCGGGCUGUGGCCUCUAUGGUGUGGAAACAGAGCUUCAUGAAGGAUCCCUUUGACAGGGUAAUGGGAGAGCGAUACCGCAGCGAGAUGCUGGCACAUGGUGGAGGAAAGGAACCCAUGCUCAUGGUUAAAGGCAUGCUCCAGCAGACCCCCUCGACUGCCGAAUUUGUGGAUGCCUUGGUGUCGGACUUGGACCCUGAUUUUGAAAGCUUCCUCAUGGAUUCCGAGUGAAUGGAUUUUCACGCACCCUUACCUUGAGCUGCCCUCCGUAUCAAAUGAAAUCCUGAACAAUCACGCAUUGCCCAUGGCAGGGAAGUUAGGCUUCCCACUGUCAUUCAGACUGGCCAGUACUUUCCUUUUCCACAAUUUAAAUUCAUAGAAAUAAUAAUGAUAAUUUAUAAGCGUUUCCCAUGGAACCACCGGCAUCUUUUUAAAAACGUCUGCCAUAAAAAGACUAUCAUAAUAACACUGUGCUCUGCUCUAGGACUGAGAAUUGCAAUUAACAUGUGACUAUUGUUCUACAAUAUUAGUGUUGCCUUGUCUGCAUAUGGGGGUCAAGGCAGACCUUUUCCAGUUGAGACCCUCUUAAUUGAUGUAAAUUGGUUAUUACAGCGAUGGCAAUACGACUCCUAUUGUAUAGCAGUUAGAUCCAUUCCUGGUCUUACUAGGAGUUUAAUAAGACACACCUGAGCUGGUUACCUAUAUACUGUGGCUAAUCAAGCUCAUAUUAAAACCUGUGAUGGGUGGAACUGCUGUGCAACUGGAGUCAUAUUGCCAUCCCUGUAAAAAACAAUUUACUUCAAUUAAGAGGGUCUCAACUGGAAAAGAAUGUUAUCGCUGGCAUGGACUAUAGUUGGCUGGGCAGUUUAGUGAAAUGUUAUCUGAAACCUUGUUUGCAAUCUUUUCCCACAUGAGAUUGUGAAGUUUGUCACAAACAUCCAGCCAGCCAAGUGUAUGGAUAUUGAUUUCAGAGUGACCUAACCAUCUUCACAUAGAGCUCAUGAAAGGUGCGGCACCUCACAGCUAGCUUGUUUCUCGUGGUAGUACAGUAGCUGCAGUGUAUGGAUAUUGAUUUCAGAGUGACCUAACCAUCUUCACACAGAGCUCAUGAAAGGUGCGGCACCUCACAGCUAGCUUGUUUCUCGUGGUAGUACAGUAGCUGCAGUGUAUGGAUAUUGAUUUCAGAGUGACCUAACCAUCUUCACACAGAGCUCAUGAAAGGUGCGGCACCUCACAGCUAGCUUGUUUCUCGUGGUAGUACAGUAGCUGCAGUGUAUGGAUAUUGAUUUCAGAGUGACCUAACCAUCUUCACACAGAGCUCAUGAAAGGUGCGGCACUUCACAGGCAGCUUGUUUCUUGCACCUUGUAUACGCCUCUCUUUUUUCACAGCUUGACCUGGUUUCUUUUUUUUUAUGAAGUUAUGGAUGACAUACUGUGGCAAUGUGCCCUGUCCCUGUGUGCAUUUGUAUGUUGCGUGCGUGUGUGUGUUAAUGUUGGUGUAUAGUCAUUGGUACACGGGAUAUAAACGGGUCUGUGUUUCACGUGUAUUUAAAGUGUAGAUUUGUAUUUGGGCACGAGGAGAGCACAAAUCACUUCACGUGCUGGUUAAAUGUAAUAUGUGAGCACGGGGUUGCACAGAAUUAAUUCACGUGCUGGGAUUCAAGUGAAUAAUUAAUUAGUAAUUGAAUCCCAGCACAAUAGUAUAUAUAGACGCACAUUUCUUGCACUCAGGGUUGGUGUUCGGUGAGUGGAGAACGGGAUUGGAGACGGAGGUGAAGUAAAAUAAUAAUAGUAAUAGUAAAAGUAAUAGUUAACGUGUUUUCACUCACCGUGUUUGUUCGUCUGUCUGUCCUGCACCGUCUGUUUAGCGUUUAGUCGUUUUGUAUGUCUAUUUAUUUUGGCGUGUAGUGCCGUGUCCAGUGUUUUUGUCUGUUCCAACCUUUUAUUUUCUGUUCUGUUUAUUAAAUGCUGAACGCGAUCACGCGUUCAGCCUCACCAAAACCCCAUCUCUCUGUCGUUUGUGUUCCUGUUUCUGGUCUGACGCCACCCACUCCGGCCGUCUUUGUGACACAUACCUACUCAGAACCAUCAUAACUUCAAAAGGGUCAUUGUCACAAAUGCUCUGUUGCUAUCUUGGGGAAGCUUUAUUCAAUAAAUUCGAUGUCCAGCAGUUGGUCGUCAAGGGAAACGUGUUGGUAUGAGGCCCGGAUCAAUAAUCAAAUGGCAUGUAUCUAAAGAAAGAUGAUCUCUGUUUACUCUGACCAGUAUAGUGAGUGCAGACUUGGUUUCAGGCUUUGUUUAAGAGUUCAUAGAUACAUAUGUGUGUUUUUUUUUAAAAGCAGAUGUGUUUCCAUUGAAAGCCAGUAAAACUGGAAGGUAUAAAUCUUACCCUGUGCACUUUGUCAUCGUGCGGUAGCCUGUGUUUUGACUUGUCAAUAAAAUAUCACAUCUCUGUUUCAUCUGA
This is a messenger RNA of Acipenser ruthenus (sterlet), 4633 nucleotides long. Its product is annotated as mitochondrial intermediate peptidase-like. The record is from RefSeq and is a predicted model, not a curated record. The transcript is spliced from 19 exons. Gene Ontology annotation, cellular component: mitochondrion. Gene Ontology annotation, biological process: peptide metabolic process. The coding region runs from base 301 to 2400 and encodes 699 amino acids. Lineage: Eukaryota; Metazoa; Chordata; Actinopteri; Acipenseriformes; Acipenseridae. Gene Ontology annotation, molecular function: metalloendopeptidase activity.